AUGCGAAAUAGAAAAGUGAUUUAUAUGUUACAAGCAGUUUUAUCGAAUGCGACUAAUAAAGGUAUAUGUACACCCGUACACUUCCUAAUCAGUUACCAUUUAAAGAAUAGCUCAAAAAAAAACCUAGUUGAUUCUCUUAAGACAUUGAGCACGAAGACAAAGUUUUUAUUAACGAAUCAAAAUUGUCAGUUUAUAAGGUUUUUAAAUGUUAAUCUAGGAGUAAUUUGUUAUUCUGGGUGGUUUUUGGGUGCAUUUCAAUCCCAACAUUUCACCCUAAAAGGUAAAGGAAUGACGUGGUUGAAUCUUUUGUCGGAAAACCGCAUAUUUCAAACUUGUCAAAACCACCCUCAAUAUAGGCUUGAUUUAUUUAAGGAGCCGAAAACGUGGUGGUUUGUCCUUACUGCAGGACUAAUUGUUAGCUUAAUUAAUAAUAUUAUUUUAAUGAACGAUCAAAUUCUCAAUGAAAUUUUCCAAAGUUCCACUUUUUCUCUUGGAGUAGCUUAUCUUUUAAUCAUUUUAAGGGGCACUGGGCCAGAAAAACAGUUCAUGUAUGCUUAUGGUAUGUGCGAUCCCAUUUGCGUCUGUUUUGCCAAAAAAGUGGUAUCAAUUGAGAGAGCCUGUUGUUUGGUUGUUUGUUUGUUUGUCGGUGCACCUGUUGCUUUAAACUCAUUUUAUGGAGCCUCGAUACCAUCUGAUCAGCAACCUGCAUCUGUUAAUGCAUACGCUGCAAAACAGUUGCGAGCAACAGCACAAAUCAUUUGCGUGUGCUUAGCAUUUGUUCUGAUGUUUACUUUUUUCAAAAUUUCAUCGAGACUCAACAAUGAUUUAUUCAGUCGACAACUUCGCGCAUUCUUCAUUAAUAGUGAAAUCAUGCAUCAAGAAGCUACGCCAAUGAAGAAUGACAGUAAUAUUUCAGAAUAA
Molecule: messenger RNA, 921 nt
Organism: Echinococcus granulosus
Lineage: Eukaryota; Metazoa; Platyhelminthes; Cestoda; Cyclophyllidea; Taeniidae
Exons: 6
Coding region: 1-921 (306 amino acids)
Source: RefSeq, a predicted model, not a curated record